Drosophila gunungcola (fruit fly) is the source of this 10702-nucleotide messenger RNA. RefSeq names its product CREB-binding protein (gene nej). The record is from RefSeq and is a predicted model, not a curated record. Gene Ontology annotation, cellular component: transcription regulator complex; histone acetyltransferase complex. The transcript has 13 exons. Gene Ontology annotation, molecular function: chromatin DNA binding; protein binding; zinc ion binding. Gene Ontology annotation, biological process: positive regulation of transcription by RNA polymerase II. NCBI's taxonomy places the organism in Eukaryota, Metazoa, Arthropoda, Insecta, Diptera, Drosophilidae. Bases 83 to 10258 code for a protein of 3391 amino acids.
UCCUCUCGGUUUCCAAACAACGUUCUUUUCGUUUUCGUUUGCGUUUUCGUCUUUGAACGACGAACAAUCCAACUAACUCUAUAUGAUGGCCGAUCACUUAGACGAACCGCCCCAGAAGCGGGUCAAAAUGGAUCCAACGGACAUCUCCUACUUUCUGGAGGAGAAUCUGCCCGAUGAGCUGGUGUCCUCGAACAGCGGCUGGUCGGACCAGUUGACCGGCGGAGCAGGCGGCGGCGGCGGCGGCAAUGGAGGCGGCGGCGCCUCCGGCGUGACCACAAACUCGACAAAUUCCGGACCAAAUCCUGGCGGCGGCGGACCGAACAAGCCGGCUGCCCAAGGACCAGGACCUGGCGGAGUUGGCGUUGGCGUGAACGUUAACGUGGGCGUUGUCGGCGUUGUGCCUUCCCAGAUGAACGGAGCCGGCGGCGGCGGCGGUAACGGCGGCAACGGAUCCGGCACAGGCGGCGACGAUGGCAGUGGCAAUGGCUCCGGCACGGGCAACGCCAACCGCAUUCCCCAGAUGCCGCACCACCAGCUGCAGCAUCUGAUCCAGCAGCAACAGCAGCAGCAGGGCCAGAAGGGCGCCAUGGUGGUGUCCGGAAUGCAGCAGCUGGGCAGCAAGUCGCCCAACCUGCAAUCGCCCAACCAGGGUGGCAUGCAGCAGGUGGUGGGCACUCAGAUGGGCAUGGUCAACACGAUGCCAAUGUCUAUAUCGAAUAAUGGCAACAAUGGCAUGAACGCCAUACCAGGCAUGAACACCAUUGCUCAGGGCAAUCUGGGCAACAUGGUGCUGACCAACAGCGUUGGCGGCGGCAUGGGCGGCAUGGUCAAUCAGCUGAAGCAGCAGCAGCAGCCAGGCGGCGGCGGCGGUGGUGGUGGCAUGAUCAAUGCCGUUUCCGUGCCAGGAGGACCAGGCGGCGGCGGUCCAGGCGGAGCAGGUGGACCCGGCGGAGUGGGUGCUGGCGGCGGCGGAGGUGCCGCAACCCCGAAUCAAGGCAUGCACAUGCAAAAUGGUCCCAUGAUGGGACGCAUGGUGGGGCAACAGCAUAUGCUACGUGGUCCGCAUCUAAUGGGCGCCGCUGGAGGAGCUGGUGGACCGGGUAAUGGACCCGGUGGCGGAGGACCACGCAUGCAGAAUCCCAACAUGCAAAUGGGCCAACUCAAUAGUCUGCCCUAUGGCGUGGGUCAGUAUGGUGGUCCUGGCGGCGGCAACAAUCCCCAGCAGCAGCAACAGCAACAGCAGCAGCAGCAGCAGCAACAGCAACUCCUGGCCCAGCAGUUGGCCCAAAGAGGCGGCGUUGUGCCGGGCAUGCCGCAGGGCAAUCGACCUGUGGGCACUGUGGUGCCCAUGUCCACGCUCGGCGGCGAUGGUUCCGUGCCCCUGGUCGGCGGCAAUCCUCAACAGAUGCUGGGCCAGCAGCAACAAACGGUGGCAAUGGGUCCACGCCCCCCGCAACCGAACCAGCUGCUCGGUCAUCCUGGUCAGCAGCAGCAACAGCAACAACCGGGAACCUCUCAACAGCAGCAGCAGCAGCAGCAGCAGCAGGGAGUCGGACUCGGUGGAGCAGGAGUGGUGGCCAAUGCCGGCACCGUAGCUGUGCCCACUGUGGCUGGCGGUGCGGGCGCCGGGCAGGUGAUCGGUCCUGGUGGCGGCGCCAAUCGCGAUGUGCCCGACGAUCGCAAGCGACAGAUCCAACAGCAAUUGAUGCUGCUGCUGCAUGCGCACAAAUGCAAUCGAAGGGAGAACCUCAAUCCCAACAGGGAGGUGUGCAACGUCAACUAUUGCAAGGCCAUGAAGACGGUGCUCGCCCACAUGGGCACUUGCAAGCAGAGCAAGGACUGCACCAUGCAGCACUGCGCCUCCUCGCGCCAGAUACUCUUGCACUACAAGACGUGCAUCAACAGUGGCUGCAUCAUUUGCUAUCCCUUUCGGCAGAAUCAUUCGGUUUUUCAAAAUGCCAAUGUGCCACCUGGUGGCGGACCGUCGGGAAAUGCAGGACCAGCGGCCAUCACAGGCGGUUCAGCUGGCGUACCAGUUGGCGGAGCAGGCGGUAAUCUGCAGCAGCAACAACAGCAGCAGCAGCAACAACAGCAGCAACAGCAGCAGCAGCAGCCCAAUCUCACAGGCCUGGUGGGUGAUGGCAGCAAGCAGGUGGCACCGGGCGGUGGUCAGAACACGGCCAUAGUGCUGCCGCAACAGCAAGGAGCUGGCGGCACACCGGGUGCCCCCAAGACGCCAGCGGACAUGGUGCAACAGUUGACGCAACAGCAGCAACAGCAGCAGCAGCAGGUGCACCAGCAGCAGGUGCAACAGCAGCAGGAGCUGCGACGCUUCGAUGGCAUGGGCCAGGUGGGACUUUCACCCGUUCCAACCGGCAACAUGCAGCAGGGAUUGCCACCCGUGAUCCGCAUGCAGGGAGCACAGCAGCCGGCUGUUAGGGUGCUAGGACCCGGUGGCCCCGGCAGUGGACCCAAUGUCCUGCCCAACGAUGUGAACAGCCUGCAGCAGCAACAACAACAACAACAGCAGCAACAGCAGCAGCAGAUGCUCCAGCAGCAGCAGCAGAACCGACGACGCGGUGGCCUGGCCAACAUGGUGGAGCAACAACAACAGCAACAGCAACCCAAUCCCGCUCAGCUAGUUGGCAACAUUCCGGCACCACUCUCCGUCAACGUUGGUGGCUUUGGCAAUGCCAAUUUCGGUAAUGCAGCGGCCAGUGGAGGAGGAGGAGGCGGCGGAGGAGGCGUGCCCAAUGACAAGCAGCAGCUGAAGGUGGCCCAAGUGCAUCCGCAGAGCCAUGUAGUGGGCGGCGGUGCAGCGCCGGGCGGAGGAGCAGGAGCAGCAGGCGCCGGCGGAGCCAGUGGCCAGGUGGCAGCCGGUUCCAGUGUCCUCAUGCCAGCCGAUACAACGGGCGGUGGUGGUGGUGGCGGUGGCGGCACCACUAACAAUCCCAAUCAGAAUGCGGGCGCAGGAACGGGAGCUGGCGGAGGAGCUGGUGGCGGCGCCGGUGGCGGUGGCAACUCUGGCACACCCGGCGACAAUGAGAAGGAUUGGCGGGAAUCGGUGACCAGCGAUCUGCGCAACCAUCUCGUCCACAAGCUCGUGCAGGCCAUCUUUCCCACCUCCGAUCCCACCACCAUGCAGGACAAGCGCAUGCACAACCUGGUCUCGUAUGCGGAAAAGGUCGAGAAGGAUAUGUACGAGAUGGCCAAGUCCAGGUCGGAGUACUACCACCUGCUGGCAGAGAAGAUCUACAAGAUACAGAAGGAGCUGGAGGAGAAGCGGCUGAAGCGCAAGGAGCAGCACCAGCAGAUGUUGUUGCAUCAGCAGGGAGCUGCUGGCGGUGGAGGUGGUGCAGGUGGUGUAGCAGCUGGCGGAGCGGUCAGUGCAGCUGCAGGCGGCGUAGUCCUUCCCCAGCAGCAGCAGCAGCAGCAGGGUCAGCAACCUCCACAGAGCUGCAUCCAUCCCAGCAUCUCACCCAUGGGCGGUGGAGUGAUGCCGCCCCAGCAAUUGCGUCCACAGGGUCCCGGAUCCGGCCUCUUGGGUCAGCCCACGGCCGCAGCUUUGGGUGUGGGCGUGGGCGUGGGCGUUGGCGUCACCAACAACAUGGUGGCCAUGCGCAGUCACUCGCCCGGCGGCAAUAUGCUCACCCUGCAGCAGCAACAGCGCAUGCAAUUCCCCCAGCAGCAGCAGCAGCAGCAGCCACCUGGCUCGGGAGCUGGCAAAAUGCUGGUGGGACCACCGGGACCCAGUCCCGGCGGCAUGGUGGUCAAUCCGGCACUCUCACCCUACCAGACAAGCAAUGUGCUCACCAGUCCAGUGCCGGGACAACAGCAGCAGCAGUUCAUCAAUGCAAAUGGUGGCUCAGGAGCUAAUCCCCAGCUGAGUGAGAUCAUGAAGCAGCGACAUAUACACCAGCAGCAACAGCAGCAGGCGCAACAGCAGCAACAGCAGCAGCAGCAGCAACAGCAGCAGCAACAACAACAGGGCAUGCUGUUGCCGCAAUCGCCUUUCAGCAAUGCAACGCCCCUGCAGCAACAGGCUACCAGCAACAGCUUUAGCUCGCCCAUGCAGCAAGGGCAACAGCAGCAGCAACAGCAGCAGCAGCAACAGCAACAGCAGCAGCAACAGCAGCAGCAGCAACAACAACAACAACAGAAGCCCGGCAGUGUGCUAAACAACAUGCCGCCCACGCCCACAAGUUUGGAGGCUUUGAGUGCCGGAGCGAGUGCCUCCAAUGUGACGGUGGCAGCGCCCAGUCCAUCGCCUGGCUUCCUCUCCAAUGGACCCUCCAUUGGCACGCCCUCCAACAAUAACAACAACAACAACAACAACAGCAGUAGCAGUGCCAACAACAACCCGCCCUCGGUGAGCAGUUUGAUGCAACAGCCGCUAAGCAAUCGUCCGGGUACACCGCCCUACAUACCCGCCUCACCAGUACCAGCAACCAGUGCCUCCGCUUCCGGUUUGGCGGCCAGCAGUACGCCCGCCUCGGCCGCAGCCACAUGUGCAAGUAGUGGCAGCGGUGUCAGUGGCAGUGGCAGCAAUAGCAGCAACAGUGGAGGAGCCACUGCAGCGGGAGCCAGUUCCACAUCCUCAACUUCCUCUGGAGGUUCGGGAACGCCACUGAGUUCAGUGUCCACGCCCACUUCGGCCACCAUGGCCACGAGUAGUGGAGGAGCAGGAGCAGGAGCAGGAGCAGGAUCAUCUACAACGCCCGCCAGCAAUCCGUUGCUUCUGAUGUCAGGAGGCGGAGGCGGAGGAGCGGCGACCACCACCACCACCACGUCCAGCUCCUCAAGCAGUCGCAUGAUGAGCAGCUCCAGCAGUCUCUCCUCGCAGAUGGCCGCCCUGGAGGCUGCGGCGCGGGACAACGAUGAUGAGACGCCCUCACCCUCGGGCGAGAACACCAAUGGCAGUGGGGGCAGCGGAAAUGCCGGCGGCAUGGCCUCCAAGGGCAAGCUGGACUCCAUCAAGCAGGAUGACGACAUCAAGAAGGAGUUCAUGGACGACAGCUGUGGCGGCAACAACGAUAGCUCGCAAAUGGACUGCUCCACGGGCGGUGGCAAGGGCAAGAAUGUGAACAACGACGGCACCAGCAUGAUCAAAAUGGAGAUCAAGACGGAGGAUGGUCUGGAUGGCGAGGUGAAGAUCAAAACGGAGGCCAUGGACGUGGACGAGGCUGGCGGUUCGACGGCGGGCGAGCAUCAUGCUGAUGGUGGUCUUGGCGGUGGCAAGGAUAACAUCAAUGGAGCGCAUGAUGGCGGAGCAGCUGGCAGUGCUGUGGACAUCAAGCCCAAGACGGAUACGAAGCCACUUGUUCCAGAGCCAUUGGCCCCCAAUGCGGGUGAUAAAAAGAAGAAGUGCCAAUUCAAUCCCGAAGAGCUGCGCACCGCUUUGCUGCCCACGCUGGAGAAACUGUACCGGCAGGAGCCCGAAUCGGUGCCCUUUCGCUAUCCAGUCGAUCCGCAGGCACUGGGCAUUCCCGACUACUUUGAGAUCGUGAAGAAGCCCAUGGACCUGGGCACCAUACGCACCAACAUUCAGAACGGCAAGUACAGUGAUCCCUGGGAGUAUGUGGACGAUGUGUGGCUGAUGUUCGACAAUGCCUGGCUCUAUAAUCGCAAGACAUCGCGGGUGUAUCGUUAUUGCACAAAGCUUUCGGAAGUUUUUGAGGCAGAGAUUGAUCCUGUGAUGCAGGCCUUGGGCUAUUGCUGCGGCAGGAAGUACACAUUCAAUCCACAGGUGCUCUGCUGCUAUGGCAAGCAGCUGUGCACGAUUCCGCGGGAUGCCAAGUACUACAGCUACCAGAACAGUCUAAAGGAAUACGGUGUCGCCUCAAAUAGAUACACCUACUGCCAAAAGUGCUUUAACGACAUCCAGGGCGAUACGGUCACACUGGGCGAUGAUCCACUGCAGUCGCAAACCCAAAUCAAAAAGGACCAGUUCAAGGAGAUGAAGAACGAUCAUUUGGAGCUGGAGCCGUUUGUCGAUUGCCAGGAAUGUGGACGCAAGCAGCACCAGAUCUGUGUGCUCUGGCUGGAUUCGAUUUGGCCCGGUGGCUUUGUGUGCGACAAUUGUUUGAAAAAGAAGAACUCGAAGCGGAAGGAGAAUAAGUUCAAUGCGAAGCGUCUGCCAUCCACCAAACUGGGCGUGUACAUUGAGACGCGUGUGAACAACUUCCUCAAGAAGAAGGAGGCGGGCGCCGGUGAGGUGCACAUCCGUGUGGUCAGCUCCUCCGACAAGUGCGUCGAGGUGAAACCCGGAAUGCGUCGGCGGUUCGUGGAGCAGGGCGAGAUGAUGAACGAGUUUCCGUACCGCGCCAAAGCUCUGUUCGCCUUCGAGGAGGUGGACGGCAUCGACGUCUGCUUCUUUGGCAUGCACGUGCAGGAGUACGGAUCGGAGUGCCCGGCGCCGAAUACGCGGCGUGUGUACAUUGCCUAUCUGGAUUCCGUUCAUUUCUUCCGGCCACGACAAUACCGCACAGCGGUGUACCACGAAAUCCUGCUUGGCUACAUGGACUAUGUAAAGCAGCUGGGCUACACGAUGGCCCACAUCUGGGCAUGUCCGCCCUCCGAGGGCGAUGACUACAUCUUCCACUGCCAUCCCACGGACCAGAAGAUACCCAAGCCCAAGCGGCUGCAGGAGUGGUACAAGAAGAUGCUCGACAAGGGCAUGAUCGAGCGCAUCAUCCAGGACUACAAGGACAUCCUCAAGCAGGCCAUGGAGGACAAGCUGGGCUCCGCCGCCGAGCUGCCCUACUUCGAGGGCGACUUCUGGCCCAAUGUCCUCGAGGAGAGCAUCAAGGAGCUCGACCAGGAGGAGGAGGAGAAGCGCAAGCAGGCCGAGGCCGCCGAAGCAGCGGCUGCAGCGAAUCUUUUCUCCAUCGAGGAGAACGAGGUGAGCGGCGAUGGCAAAAAGAAGGGCCAGAAGAAGGCCAAGAAGUCGAACAAAUCGAAGGCGGCGCAGCGUAAGAACAGCAAAAAGUCCAAUGAGCAUCAGUCGGGCAACGAUCUCUCCGCCAAGAUUUAUGCGACCAUGGAGAAGCACAAGGAGGUCUUCUUCGUUAUCCGUUUGCAUUCGGCACAAUCGGCAGCGAGUCUGGCGCCCAUCCAGGAUCCCGAUCCGCUGCUCACCUGCGAUCUGAUGGACGGACGCGACGCCUUCCUCACCCUCGCCCGCGACAAGCACUUUGAGUUCUCGUCGCUGCGGCGCGCCCAGUUCUCCACGCUGUCCAUGUUGUACGAGCUGCAUAACCAGGGCCAGGAUAAGUUCGUCUACACCUGCAACCACUGCAAGACGGCGGUGGAGACGCGCUACCAUUGCACCGUCUGUGAUGACUUUGAUCUGUGCAUUGUGUGCAAGGAGAAGGUCGGCCAUCCGCACAAGAUGGAGAAGCUCGGCUUCGACAUCGACGACGGCUCGGCGCCGGCGGACCACAAGCAGGCCAAUCCGCAGGAGGCCCGCAAACAGUCCAUCCAGCGGUGCAUCCAGUCGCUGGUGCACGCCUGCCAGUGCCGCGACGCCAACUGCCGCCUGCCCUCGUGCCAGAAGAUGAAGCGCGUCGUCCAGCACACGAAGAACUGCAAGCGGAAGACGAACGGCGGCUGCCCCAUCUGCAAGCAGCUCAUCGCGCUCUGCUGCUACCACGCCAAGCACUGUCAGGAGCAGAAGUGCCCCGUGCCCUUCUGUCCCAACAUCAAGCACAAGCUCAAGCAGCAGCAGCUCCAGCAAAAACUUCAACAGCAGCAGUUGCUGCGUCGUCGUGUGGCGCUCAUGUCCCGCACAGCGGCUCCAGCGGCUCUGCCCGGUCCGGCGGCAGUCAGUGGGCCGGCGUCGGCGGUGGUCGCCGCACCCGGCGGCGUGGUGGGCAUGUCCGGCGGCGGCGGAGUGGCUCUGGGACAACAGGUGAUGCCCGGCCAGCCGGGAAUAAUGGCACCGGGAGCAGGUGGCAUGUCGCCAUCGACGGUGGCAGUGCCAUCGCCUGUUUCGGGCGGUGCCGGCGUCAUGGGCGGGAUGACCUCGCCGCAUCCGCACCAGCCGGGCAUCGGGAUGAAGCCCGGCGGAGGCCACUCGCCGUCGCCCAGUGUGCUGCAGGUGGUCAAGCAGGUGCAGGAGGAGGCCGCUCGCCAGCAGGUCUCGCAUGGCGGUGGCUUUGGCAAGGGCGGCCCAGCUAUGGCCCCGCCGCCCCAGAUGAAUCGAGCGAUGGGCGUGGCAGGACCGAAUCCGAAUGUGGUCAAUCAGCUGGGCGGCAUGGUUGGAGUUGGAGUGGGAGUUGGAGGUGUGGGAGUGGGAGUGGGCGGUGUCGGCGGCGUUAACCAACUGAGCGGUGGCAAUCCCGCCGGCGGUGGUGGUGGUCCCGCCCUGCCCGGCUCCGGCAACUGCUCACUGAAUGUCCUGAAUGCCAAUCACCUGCUGCCCAUGGAUCAGUGGGGUGGCAAUAGCGGUGGAGCCGGCGGCAAUCCGGGCGGUGUAAAUCCCCAGGCACGCUAUGCCAACAAUGCCACCGGCAUGCGUCAACCCGGCCAGCUGAUGCAGCCCAAUCUGAUACAGCAGCAGCAGCAGCAGCAGCAACAGCAGCAGCAACAGCAGCAGCAGCAGAUGAUGGGCUUGGGCGGACCCAAUCAACUGGGCGGAGGCCAGAUGCCCGUCGGUGGACAGCAUGGCGUGAUGGGCAUGGGCAUGGGAGCACCGCCCAUGGCCGGAACUGUGGGCGGAGUGCGCCCGCCGCCGGGAGCGGGAGGAGGCGGAGGAGGAGGUGGCGGCGUCGGCGGCGGUGGCGGCGGUGGUGGUGCCACUGGCAGCCAACUGAACACCCAGCAACUGGCCCAGAUCAUGCAGAAGAUCAAGAACAAUCCCACCAACGAGAGCAACCAGCAAAUACUCACCAUCCUCAAGCAGAAUCCGCAGAUAAUGGCGGCCAUUAUCAAGCAGCGUCAGCAGAGCCACCAGUCGCAGAUCAAUGCGGCGGCGGGUGGCGGAGGAGGAGCACCUGGUGGCGGCUCCCUGCAGCAGCAGCAGGCGGGCAAUGGUCCGCAGAAUCCCCAGCAACAGCAGCAGCAACAGCAGCAGCAGCAGCAGCAACAGGUGAUGCAGCAACAGCAGAUGCAGCAUAUGAUGAACCAGCAGCAGCAGCAAGGUGGUGGUCCGCAGCAGAUGAAUCCCAACCAGCAGCAGCAGCAGCAGGUGAAUCUAAUGCAGCAGCAGCAGCAGGGCGGACCCGGCGGACCCGGAACUGUGCCCCAUCGCAUGCCCAACAUGCAGAACACAGCCAUGAUGCUGCAGAACCUGCCGCCCAACAUGUCGCCAGGCGUCUCCGCCCAAGGAGGAAUGGUGCCCAAUCAGAACUGGAACAAGAUGCGCUACAUGCAGAUGAACCAGUACCCGCCACCGUAUCCGCAGCGCCAGCGUGGUCCGCACAUGGGCGGCGCUGGACCCGGUCCCGGCCAGCAGCAGCAGCAGUUCCCCGGCGGCGGCGGUGGCGGCGUCGGACCCGGCAGCUUCAAUGCGGGCGGUGCCGGCGGCACGGGAGUGGGCGUCGGCGUGGGAGUGGGCGUGCCCGGAGGAGGAGGAGCUGGUGCCGGAGUGCCCGGUGGCGAUCAGUAUUCGAUGGCCAAUGCGGCGGCUGCCUCCAAUAUGCUGCAGCAGGGCGUUGGAGUGGGCGUGAAGCCGGGUCCCGGACAGCAGCAGCAGCAGCAGAUGGGCGUGGGCAUGCCACCCGGAAUGCAGCAGCAGCAGCAACAGCAGCAACAGCAACAGCCCCUGCAGCAGCAGCAACAGAUGAUGCAGGUGGCCAUGCCGAAUGCCCAGAAUCCGCAGCAGAAUCCAUCGUCCGUUGUGGGCGGACCCAAUGCCCAGGUGAUGGGACCCCCGACGCCGCACUCGCUGCAGCAGCAGCUGAUGCAGUCGGCCCGCGCCUCGCCGCCCAUCCGCUCGCCCCAGCCAACGCCAUCGCCGCGCUCGGCGCCAUCGCCACGUGCCGCUCCAUCCGCCUCGCCCCGGGCCCAGCCCUCGCCGCACCACGUGAUGAGCCAUUCGCCGGCGCCGCAGGGACCGCCGCAGCACGAUGGCAUGCACAACCAUGGCAUGCAUCAUCAGUCGCCGCUGCCAGGUGUGCCGCAGGAUGUGGGCGUGGGCGUUGGCGUUGGCGUGGGCGUGGGCGUCAACGUUGGCAAUGUGGGCGUGGGCGUGGGCAAUGCCGGUGGACCACUGCCCGACGCCUCCGACCAGCUGACCAAGUUUGUGGAGCGGCUCUAGUGCAGCAACAGCAACAGUAGCGGCAACAGCUACAAUGGAUGGUAACCACAAGCCAAAGGCCAGAUGAAGAUUCAUAAACCGACAAGCAGCAGGGAUCAUCACCCAUGGGUGUUAGACUUUCACGACUAUGACUAAACUUAACUAAACUAAACUACAACUAAACUAAAACUACAACUAAAACUAAACUAAAACAACAACUAAAACUAAACUAACAUUGCACCCCAAAUGUAUAGCGUUAUUAUGAUUGAACCAGCACCAGCUAUCACAUCUAAUUUGUAAACUAGAUUAAGACCCACCCUCCACCACCACCACUGCUAUAAAGCCUUUAUUUUAAGUCUAGGACAAAAUUUGAACAAAGCAUCUUGAUUCGAUUUCCAUUAUGUAAGAUCGCGAGAUUUAGCAAAUAUAUAUAACAUAUAUUUCAUAUGCCCCUAUAACACCCAA